This is a messenger RNA of Brassica oleracea var. oleracea, 1127 nucleotides long. Its product is annotated as jacalin-related lectin 10-like. The transcript has 4 exons. Bases 6 to 956 code for a protein of 316 amino acids. NCBI's taxonomy places the organism in Eukaryota, Viridiplantae, Streptophyta, Magnoliopsida, Brassicales, Brassicaceae. The record is from RefSeq and is a predicted model, not a curated record. Gene Ontology annotation, molecular function: carbohydrate binding.
CGAUCAUGUUUAUCAUCUAUAUUUGUUUCUUUCUCACCUCAGCCAUUAUAGAUUCCAAUGGGCUAGCCAUGGCCCAAAAGUUGGAACCAAUUGGUGGGAAAGGGGGCAAGCAGUGGGAUGAUGGAAUUGACCACGACUAUGUAACAAAAGUUUAUAUACGAGGUGGUCGUGAAGGAAUUCACUACAUCAAAUUUAAUUAUGUCAAGGAUGGACAAUCCAUAGAUGGAUUAAUCCAUGGUGUUUCCGGUGAUGGGUUUACACAUACGUUGGAGAUUGACCAAUCCAAUUAUGAACACAUUGUAUCUGUGGAUGGUUACUACGAUGACAAGACCGGCGUGAUGCAAGCCCUUCAAUUCAAAACAAAUCUGAAGACCUUUGACUUGAUUGGGUAUCCAAAGGGCACUAGUAAAUUUUCACUAGGAGUCGACGGCAAGAUUAUCAUUGGCUUUUAUGGGUUUUCUGGAAGAUUCCUAAACUCUCUCGGAGCAUAUUUAAGAAAGGCUCCUCCUACUAAAUCGGGACUCGUAGGUGGUUUAUAUGGUGGCGAAUAUUGGGAUGAUGGUCCUAAUUAUGACGGUGUAAGAAAGGUGUACGUUACUUAUACUAACUAUCUUAUAAGGAGUAUAAGCACUGACUACGACAAAGACGGCCAAGUGGUAACAUCUUCUCACGGGAGCAAAAAUGGAGAGACAAAGGAGUUUGUGAUCGACUAUCCAAAUGAAUAUUUGACAUCAGUGGAGGGCACCUACAACACAAUCCCUGAAGAUGGCGUUUUGGUUGUUAGGUCAUUGAUUUUCAAAACAUCAAAAGGGAGAAUUUCUCCAACGUAUGGAUUUGUGUCUGGUACCCAGUUCGUGUUGGAGAGCCAAGGUAAUGUUAUUGUUGGGUUUUAUGGACGUGAUGGUGGUGGUUUCGAUGCUAUUGGAGUUUAUUUCUCACCGAUUAUUACUCCGUAAUUAACUACGAAUAUCAUGAAUGAGAUUACAGUUCCAUGGAAAAAAGUAGCUAAUGUUGACCAUGGCGCUUUAGUACUUUUCUCGUAUCUCUUACCUACUUUACUAUACGUGUUUAUAUCUCAAAUGUUGCUUAAAUAUUUUGUGUUCCUUUUCGAUCCUGCAAAUUUCAUA